Orbicella faveolata is the source of this 967-nucleotide messenger RNA. RefSeq lists its product as uncharacterized. Lineage: Eukaryota; Metazoa; Cnidaria; Anthozoa; Scleractinia; Merulinidae. The record is from RefSeq and is a predicted model, not a curated record.
AAAUAACAUUGAGAAUAUUGAUUAAAAUUAUAAUGAUGAUUUUGAUGAUGAUACGAUGACAAUGACAAUGAUGAUGGUACAAAAACGAAUUUUUGUCAGUGGUGGCGAUGAACAUUUCAAAAGUGAGAGAGGUCAGAGGUAGCGCGAUGGAAGCAUCCGGUGGAUUACUUGGCCUACCCAAAAGCCUUUCGCCAAUCCUCAAUUUUGAAAAGGAAAUAAGGCAGUGAGUUUACAAUGACACAAAAGGAGGUAUGUGGCCCCUCUAACCAGACCAAUUUUUGACAAAAAUGACACAAAUCGUGUACAAUAAAUGAGAUCUUGGUGAAGUGUUGUAGUGAUUACUAACAUUGCAAAAAGGUUGCUGGAAUCGAUUGUCCUUAGUUUUGUGGUGCACAUUAAACAAUUCUUCUUUAGCCAAAGUAAAAUGGUGUAAACAUUUUGUGCUAAAACCUCUUUUACAUAUUUUUUUACAGGAAACUCGCAGGAACUCGCAAGUUUGUCAAAUCCCUAACCGAUGUCUGACUUACCUUAUCUAUUGAUGGGUGACAAAAAAUAUGCCUUCUUUCAGAAUCCUUACCCAGGUAGAAAUUAUGGGUCAAUCAGAGUUCUUGAACAUCAACAUAACAUUUACUCAAAAUGAUCUCUUCCCGUACCUGCUGAACAUAGUUGCGUUGGACUAUCUCAUAUUAGAAUGGGUCGCUGUAGCACAUGUUCUUUCGAUCAGGCAGACCUCUCAAGCACAUGCGGCAACAUUCACACACAUCUUUCAAGGAACGACAAGGCAAUGCCCAGCAUUUGACAAUGGCAAAGAGCUCUUAGGCAUCACUGCUGAUUUUCCAGAUGCCAAAGCAGAAGGCCUUCAGGAUGUUCUUGGUCGAGAUUUUGCAGACAAGAUACUUAGAGGUUGCAAGGUACAUAUUUCAAAUUAGUCUUAGAAUUAUUUAACUCCAUGUUUAGUCCUAGGGGA